This is a messenger RNA of Trematosphaeria pertusa, 372 nucleotides long. RefSeq lists its product as uncharacterized. The transcript is spliced from 3 exons. NCBI's taxonomy places the organism in Eukaryota, Fungi, Ascomycota, Dothideomycetes, Pleosporales, Trematosphaeriaceae. Bases 1 to 372 code for a protein of 123 amino acids. The record is from RefSeq and is a predicted model, not a curated record.
AUGCCUUCUCCCUUCCACCAGAAGUACUCCUCCCAGACUCACAAAGUCUUUGGAGACAAUACCACGCCAGCUAUGCCCGAGGGCCCCAAGCAGGAUGCUGACCGAAGGGCAUCCGACUCCUCAAUCGGCUCUGGACCAUCGUCACCGACAGAGCGACGAAGGUCUUCCGUAACGAACCGAUUCGCAAAUCUCGAAGCCCUCAAGAGGCCCACCGAUGAGCAGAGCGUGAAUAGAAGGGCCAGCUUGCAAGACUCAUACGGAAAGGUCGGCAUAUUUGGAAGGGCGUGGAACAACUUCACGCGUGGGCCGGCUAGUCCACAGUCACCGCCGGCACAGAAACAGGCCCGGGACACGACGACCUUGAGCCAGUGA